This is a messenger RNA of Linnemannia hyalina, 1008 nucleotides long. The record is from the annotation of a GenBank genome assembly. Lineage: Eukaryota; Fungi; Mortierellomycota; Mortierellomycetes; Mortierellales; Mortierellaceae.
AUGGCCGCUACCACUACUCUUGCUGCUGCUGCUGCUGCCUCGGUCUUGACUCUCGUUGGGGUCAAAAAGGUCCACUCGGCCAUCACUGCCGAGCGUGGCUUGACACUGCCCAGUCUCCGUGAUGUUAAUCUCCUCAAGUGCGCCUACCCCGAGGACUACUAUCCUGGUGGAAAGUAUGCCGAAUUGUCGUAUGGAGAGACCCAUUAUUUCAUGUUUGGACCUGAGGAUGGCAAGAAGAUCGUUUUCGUCCAUGGACUAUCGACCCCAGCUUCUGUCUACAGCAAUGUCGCCCGCCACAUGGCCGCCAAUGGCUGCCGUGUCCUUCUCUAUGAUCUGUACUCUCGAGGAUACUCAGUUGGUCCUGGAGUGGAUCAUGACCCUGUGUUCUAUGUGACCCAGUUGCACGAGCUGUUGAAGCAUGUUGGAUGGACGCAAUGCAACUUUGUCGGCCUGUCACUCGGAGGUGGGAUCGUUGCAGCCUAUGCCCACAGGUUCCCCGAGACUGUCCUGUCCUUGAACUUUAUCACACCUGGCGGCCUCUUGUCCCCAAAGGAUAUCCCCUGGGUCGGCAAAAUCUUUUCGCUGCCGUACAGUGAAGAGGUAUUUUCCCACAAGUCCAUGAAGGGCUACUUCUCCGGCAAGAAUGUCGCGUCUAUGCGCGCAGAAUUCAAGGACCCCAAGGAGAUCCCGGCUUGCGUCGACGAGGCGUGCGAGAUCUUGAAGCUGCAGUUCCGUCACCAUGCUGGAUAUGCGCGUGGAUUGAUGUCAACCUUGAAGAUGUUCCCCUUGACCGCCUUGAGGGCCGAGUUUGCGACCGCCCAGGCCCACUCCUUCCCCGUUCAAAUCGUCUGGGGCACAAGGGAUACUGUCAUCCCGGGCACUACGGUCGAGACCAUUCAGGAGCUGAUUCCCAGGAUCCGUGUCACCAAGGUCGAGGGGGCAACCCACAGCAUUGCCAUGACCCACCCCGAGGCGAUCAUCCGCAGCCUGGAGGAUUAUAUUGUGUAA